AUGAUCGCCACCGGUGGCCUCCUGAGGAUAUCCGCCAGAAAGCAGGAUCCCCUCCGGCCCCCCAGCCAGGUUCCUAAGCGCAAGAGGAAAGCCAAAAAGAGGCGUAAGAACGACGUGGUGGUGGUGAAAGGCAAAUUAAAGCUGUGCUCCAUCUCGGGGCUUAUUGCCCUUUGCGGGAUCCUAGUGCUGUUGGUGGGUAUAGCCAUGGCCGUGGUGGGUUACUGGCCGAAGGGCAACGCAGCCAACAGAGGAGGCGGCAAGCAGCUACCGCCUGUGGAGGGUAGCCAUCGCUUUGGGACCACUGGCAACAACAGCAGUGGCAGCAAAAACCCAACCAAGAGCCACUCUGGGACCCCAGGGGGUGUCAACUCUAGUUCUGUGGGCGGGCCCAGGAGUUCGCCUCCUACUAGAUCUGCAGCCACAUCCUCUUCCUCCUCCUCCACAUCGGUGGGCUUCUUCUUCCGAAUCGUCUCAGGCUACUUGCACUCAGACAAGCUCAAGGUCUUUGGGCCCCUCAUCAUGGGUAUCGGCAUCUUCCUCUUCAUUUGCGCCAACGCGGUGCUCCAUGAGAACAGGGACAAGAAGACCAAGAUCAUCAAUCUGCGGGACCUCUACUCGACCGUCAUCGACGUGCACAGCCUCCGCGCCAAAGAUCUGGCGGCAGCAGCAGCUGCAGCCGCUGCAGCCGCAGCUUCCUCCUCCACCACCGCCCCGGGCUCUGCUCCCCCUAGGGCAGCGCCGCUCAAUGGCUUUCUCAGCUACGUGCAAUCUCGGGGUCUGGAGCUGAAACCUGGUAGCUGCACGGGCUCUGCAGAUGCCUUCGGGGCCACUGCAAUGCUGACCAGAGGCUCAUGGCCCCACCCCGCCGGGAUGGGCGGAGGCGGCGGUGUGACUCGAGAUGCAGGGUCCCCGCCGGACCUGGUUUCAUCUCCGCGCUGUCCCCGGGAGCCCCCGAGCCUGGCCGAGGCGGUGUACAGUAUCUACCGUGAGCGCUCCAGCGGGGCUGGCCAUCGCCGGACCACAGUUGCCGCGGUAGCUGCGGCCACUGCCACUGUCACCGCGGCCGCCAGUGGCAGCAGUAGUCCGGCGCCCUGCAGCCCUACCGGGAGUUGGGGUCGCCAGAGCACCACCAGUUCCCUCGUGGGCUCCUCACUGAGCGCCUUUGCACUGAUGCCUUUGCAAGGGGACCGGGACAGAGAUGGGGACUCGGAGGGAGCAAGCUGCAGCUGGCACAGGCCGCCCGGGGAACGAGGAUCCCGGGAUCUCCCGAGGGAAGAACUGGACCUGAGCCUGACUGACCUCCGGGGAGCCGAAGGCGGGGCGCGCUGGGCGUCCGGUGAGCCGGAGGAGCCCGAGGGCUCGGCGACAGCAUGCACCGCCAGGGGGCAGGGCGGCCGCCUGCCCAGGACCGGCAGGUACGCGACCUGGCGGCGCCGCAGCACCAGCGGGCUCCUGGACUACCGGGCUCAACCCUCGCCGGAGCCCCCUCCCUCCCCGCACGCAGCGGACUUGGACUCCAGCCCUCCGGACACAGCCGCCACGCCCUCGCUCCCUCUGUGCCCCGAGGACACGCCCCUCGUCCGUCGGGACUCCCAGGGAUCUCAGUCGGUUGAGCAGUCCUGCAGCAAUAAGGGCUACACCCCCCUAAGGGAAGCCGACACCUCUGUGGAGUCGGUCGUGGACGUGGUGGCCCGGAAAAGGCUAGACUGUGUGGAUGCCACGGAUCCCGGUGCCGAACCUAGCUCCCCGGAGCGUUCCAGUCCAGAGACAAGUAGGGCGGAGCAGCCUCGGUUUGUGCAGAGGCAGUUUACAAACAAGGAGAAACUCUUUCUGAUUUCCAGGUCUCACACCCCAGGAGUAGAGGACCCGGAACUGGAAAACUCUUCUUCCACCUAGGGAGGGGGGGGGGGCAGGGAAAGGAGAGUCCCACUGGAACCCCUACAUUAACCCCAAUCCAUUUCCUUGUGGACAGGUCCGAGGAAACCAUUCAAUAUCCAAAGAGCUGCAGGAUGUUAUCCUUGAAUUGCGUUCACAAGAUUCGUGUAGACAACAACUUAAAAAAAAAAAAAAGUUGUCUUUUUAUGUCCGAUGGUGAUUGUAUGUUCCAUGAAAACCAGAUGUAUUAUAAGGUCACAAUUUAGUUCAUUAGAUAAAAUCUCUUUAAUUUUCCUAGGCUCAAAAUAAUAUAUUUUUGACAAUAACUCUGCACUUUACUCCAAUUUUUCUUUGUCCCUUCUCCCGACUUCCCCUGCCCUCUACUCUGCUGCUGACCUUGUCCAUAGCUGCUUGUGAAUAAAUGACAAGCUUUUUGAUUUUCCUCUUCUUGAAGAGCCUCGAAGAGUCGGUUCUCUUAGAACUGAUCUCUCUAGGUGACGUCAAAGCCUAAAGCACGAACUUGGAGAGAGGGUUCCCUUGCCUUACCCUGCUCCCGGCUACAGCUGUCCAAAGGACUCUAUUUUUCAAAAGGAUCUUUGCAUUUUGCUACCAGGGUAUGUGGCGGGCGCCAGCAACUAGACUGGACUGUUAAUUCCUUAACUCACAAUACCAAGUCCACCAUGUGUUACUGAGUAUUAUUACACCUGUAUGGAAGGUAACAUUAGUAUUUAAAGUCUUUUUUUUUUUAAAUAAAAAGUUUCCAAACAGUUAAACAUAACCUUGCCUCGUUUUGCCUGGGAACUCGUGACUCCAGAGCACAGUCAACAAACAGUGAACAAUGUCUCUCGUAAAUCCAAAGUAUUCGUCUGUUAA
Molecule: messenger RNA, 2748 nt
Organism: Alexandromys fortis (reed vole)
Lineage: Eukaryota; Metazoa; Chordata; Mammalia; Rodentia; Cricetidae
Gene: Tmem200c
Product: transmembrane protein 200C
Exons: 1
Coding region: 1-1896 (631 amino acids)
Source: RefSeq, a predicted model, not a curated record